Messenger RNA from Neocloeon triangulifer, 1599 nucleotides. Its product is annotated as spondin-2-like. Gene Ontology annotation, cellular component: extracellular matrix. The transcript has 6 exons. Bases 23 to 1294 code for a protein of 423 amino acids. Lineage: Eukaryota; Metazoa; Arthropoda; Insecta; Ephemeroptera; Baetidae. The record is from RefSeq and is a predicted model, not a curated record. Gene Ontology annotation, biological process: cell adhesion.
CACAGCCAGAACCGGACCGACCAUGGCCUUGACUACACUCGCCGUAUUCUUCGUCCUGCUGGUGGCAGCCUCCGCCACCCAGCAGAACUGUCCCGCUGACACUCUGGCCGUAUACAGGGUGGUGCUCAACACGCACUGGACCAAGGAGCUCUUUCCGAAACAGUACCCGGAAUUCCGUCCGCCUGCACAGUGGUCCAGGCUUCUUGGCCGCAGCCACGAUGACUCGUUUCAACUGUUCUCCGAAGGCCGGCUGGCGAGUGCGGCGUUACGACAGUUCGCAGAAAUCGGCAAAUCUGAUCUUUUUGAGGCACAGAGGCAGGGCUUUGAUGGAAUAAUGGACACUUUUGGCGCCGAUGCCAUCACAACUGGAGAAGGAAGGACUUCCGCCAAGUUUUACCUGGACAGUAAUCAUUCAAAGGUUUCCCUUCUUGUUCGAAUGGUUCCGUCUCCGGACUGGUUUAUUGGAGUCAAUUCUAUUAAUUUAUGCAACUCUCACGGCAAAUGGGAUGACAGAAAGGAGUUGCAACUCACCUUGAUGGACGCUGGAACUGAUUCUGGAUUCACUUUCACGUCUCCUAACUGGAAAAGUGACCCUCCAAUGCCCAUCUCCAUAAUCACGUCAAAGUACCCUGACCAUCCCGCCAACUCCUUUUAUUACCCUGAGCUCGACCACCUUCCAGUCAUUGCCACUUUGCAGUUCAACAAAGUCCAAAUUUACAAUUUGAAGGAAGAGUUCAGCUUUGAUUUGGCACCCAGGGCAAACGGGGGCAAAAGAAUUUUUGAGGAAAAUCAAGAUGUCCUCAGCAACAAGCUUGAUGUUCACCCAAAAAUUUUGACAAGCGUCAGUUCUCAACACGUCCUCUCCGUUGGUUCUGAAGGGCCGAUUAGCGUCACGCAAACAAACCGUGAUAGGAGGGUGUCCAGGAACCAACUGAGAGCCCUCAGGAUGCGAAAAUUGAAGAAUAGGAGGAUGAAAAAGCAGCAGCAGCAGCAACAACAACAGCAGCGGCAACAAAGUCAACAAAGAAUGGGUAAAUUAGAGUUUGUGCCGGAAGCAGUGGCCAGACAGAGACAGAUUAGAAAUCGAACGGAUAAUGACAGGCCUCGCAAAGAUGAGCAUUGCGAGCUGUCUCAGUGGUCGUUGUGGUCCCCGUGCAGUGCGACCUGCGGCACUGGCACCGCCAUCCGAAGACGCACCGUUGUCAGAAAAGGGCGCCACUGCCCCGAACUUCUCGAGCAGAGUACCUGGUGCAGCGGUUACGGGGACUGCGCCGAGAAAUUCUUCAAAUGGUAAUCACCGAGAGCUGACUGAAAAAAUUACUCUUUUUGACGACAAAACUCGACUGCUGCCAACUGAUGUUUUAAUCAGCGUGUACAAUUUUGAUAGAUUUUGUAAUAUUUUAUAGCCACGUAGCGAAUUAACUAAAAUUUUCAAUGUAAAGUAAUUUUAAGGCAUUUACAAUAAAUUUUAAAAAUAUAUUUAUUAAGAAAAUCCUUUCUUGAAUGAAAUUUUUUUAUUAAAAUCAAGCGCCGAAUACCUUUAGCGCCUGCCAUUUAUACUUAAUACACGCCCGCCACACAGACAAAUGCUGCAGGUUG